This is a messenger RNA of Leptopilina heterotoma, 3389 nucleotides long. Its product is annotated as KH domain-containing, RNA-binding, signal transduction-associated protein 2-like. The record is from RefSeq and is a predicted model, not a curated record. The transcript has 9 exons. Gene Ontology annotation, biological process: regulation of alternative mRNA splicing, via spliceosome. Lineage: Eukaryota; Metazoa; Arthropoda; Insecta; Hymenoptera; Figitidae. Bases 673 to 1911 code for a protein of 412 amino acids. Gene Ontology annotation, cellular component: nucleus. Gene Ontology annotation, molecular function: mRNA binding.
CGCGACGCUUCAGUUUGACCCGCACACUCGUUGCAAUUGGUUGUGUCGCGUUAACGAUGAAGUUUUCGUAUGACAAUACAAAAAUUACUUUACUCACCCGGUGAGCAAGAAAAUUUCGUGUUUGAUAGAAAAAACAAUAGACAUUAAUCAAUAAACAAUAAUCAGUUUACAAAUAGACAGCGAUUAUACACUCAGUUAUUAAAGUGUUUGAAGCACGUGUUUUCUUCUCCAUGCUUCAGAAAAGCGAUAAAAAAUACCUAAAGGAAUUUUAUAUUCAACUGAUGCCAUUAAUCGUUCAAACGGAAUAAACUAUCGUUAAAUGUGUGAAUUUACUUACUAAAUAAUUCGAUUUUUAAAAGAUAUCAGUUUUGUGCAUUGAAUACGUUAGAAAUUUAGAGUGUUAUAUAUACAUUGACGAAUCGAGAAAACGCUUAAAAAGUGAUACAAUAAACGUCUCGGGUAGCUCAACGUUUAUCUAGUAGCUAUUCAAAAGAACGCAAAACGGAUAUUAGAAACGAAAGAUUACAAGAAUGAAGCUCUUCAAGAGGCUGAGGGAAUAAUGUAUGGUGCAGGCAUAGCUGGGUAAAGAAGAAGUGUACUGUCGGCAUAUAUUCAACUGCGUAAAAUUAGAAGAGGGACGACCAAGUGGCUCAAAAGAAAAACUACGCGAAAAUGGAUCUCCAAGAGGAGGAAAAUAAUGAAAUUGUAGGAGCACAGCACUCACAUCAUACGCACUAUAUCAACUAUGGAAAGCACGAUUCAAACGGAAACGGAAGAGGUGGAAUCCGUGGAAAUGGAGGUGGUGUAAGCAACGAUGGAGGCGAAAGGAGAAUGGUGGACAUUACUAGAGAUAAGCCGAUUAAAGUUGCUGUUAGAGUACAAGUUCCCGUUCGUGAUCAUCCGAAGUUUAACUUUGUGGGAAAACUCUUGGGACCAAAGGGAAAUUCCCUAAAGCGAUUGCAGGAAGACACAAUGUGCAAAAUGGCUGUGCUUGGACGUGGAUCCAUGAAAGAUCGACAAAAGGAAGAGGAACUGCGAGUAAGCGGAGAUCCAAAAUUUUCGCAUUUAAUGGAAGAUCUACAUGUUGAAAUUUCGGCUUACGCAACGCCUGCAGAAGCUCAUGCAAGAAUUGCAUACGCAUUAGCAGAAGUUCGAAGAUUUCUAGUUCCGGAUUACAAUGAUGAUAUUAGACAGGAGCAAAUGUGGGAGAUGCAAAUUUUAAAUACUCAAAAUCGAGAGGGAUCUCAAGCAGUAGAAGCUCCAUUAAGUCCAGCAUCAAGUUUAGAAGCUGCUAGUUCGCCAACUGCAGCCACUACGGCUAACUCAAUUGAUGGACAAGACGACACUCCUAGUAGGCCAACACCUUCACCGCCAAAUCCAGCAGCACUAAAAACCCAAGGUACGGUGCUGCAAACUUCUACUUCUACUCUAGGUGGACGAAAGCGACCCCUGCUUCCAGGUGGAAGGCCUGCAAUGUCACCUACAAAAAGAACGGUUAUGUCUCUUCUUGCUAGAGCUCGUGCAGCGCAGAACAAAGAACCACUACAAACUACAGCAUCCAUAAUUGCUACGACACAUACGCAACCCACUGCACCUUUAAUACAAGCUUCGCUUCAACUUCCGACUGCUGGACUUCAAUCUACAACACAAACUUCCCAAAUAAGUAAUGUUGGCAAUCCUCAGAUUUCUCAACUGCAACUUGCUCCUCAGUCAGUUCCGCCACACACUGCUGUAACACAACGUCAAACCAUUCUACAAUCUCACACGCAACAUCAAGUUUUGUCACCAGCCAUUCACGGUUUAUUACAUACGCAGAGAGCAGCUGCAGGGGCGACAGUGGUUCCAAUUCUUCGCGAGGAUUUCAUGGCAGGAAUUAAUCAACAUCACGUUCAGAAUGUUCAUAUAGCGUGAAGAAAUAGCUUCAUCUAAAAGACAAAACACUAAGAGAAUAGUUAAUUGUUUAUGAAAAUGUUUAUAUAAAGAAACUCACAUAUUAACAAUUUUAUCAACGUUAAAAUUUUUAUUUUAAUAAUUAUAUAAUAGAAAAUAAACUAAAGUAGAUAAUAAUUUAUUUCUUUUGUUAAAAAUAAAAUUGUCUGUAUUAUUUAUUUAAUCAAUAAUCAACUUUAUUAUGAAUGUUUAAAGUUUAAAAUCAUAUAUAAUAUAAGUAAAAGGCGUUUCAUAAUCUUAUUAAUUAUAAAUUUGUAUGCCUAAAUUCUCAUAGUGCUCACUAUCUUUUGCAAGAUAUAAUAUAAAAGUCUAUAGAAAAUAGAAUACAUUCCAAUAAAAAAUCAUGUAAUAUAAAUUAAAAAUAAACUUCUUUAACUUUAGGGUAAUUAUCCUAGAGAAAAUGAUUUCUUUGUUUUAUAAUAAGACAGAGAAUGGACUUUUUUCUUAUUUAAUAUCUUAAAGAAUGUAGUCAAAAAAUUAAAUGCUCAAAAAGUAGCCAAAAAAUUAUAUAAUUUAAAUUUGACUGGGGGUACUAAAAUAACUAAGGCAGUCUAGGGUUAACUACACUUAUUAAAUAAUCAAUUUUGAUUCUUUAUAAAUUUUAAUUUGAUUUCUCGAAAAAGUUAACAAUAUAACAUGGAUACGAUAAAUGCUAAGUUAAUAAAAUUCUUUAAUGCCUUUUAUUCCUACUAUAUAUGCUAAAAACUUCAAAUAUUUAUAAUAUUAAUAAAUUUAGAAACUUUCUUUUACAGUAAGUAUUAUUUAUUUGUUGUUUUUAAGUUGAUUAUAUUUAUUUUAGAAAGAAAGAAAUUUUUACAGUUUUGUAGUAAGAUAAUUAUACUAAUUAUUUUGAUAAAUUUCAAUUAUUGAUUUUUCCUUGCAUCUCUUUAUUCUACAAAGAGAUACAGAAAAUUGUAGACAUUAAGUUUUAUAAUAAUAAUAAUAAUAAUAAUAAUAAUGAUCUAAAUUAUUUUAUGUUAUGUUAAUCUACAGGAUAUUAUAUCGAAUCUUAAAAGCGUUAGAGCUAAUUUCCUUUUAUCUGUAAGAAUUGUCAGAUCUUACAUAUCUUUAAAUAUCUUGUCCGAAAAUUUAGUAAAUAAUAAAUGAUUUUUUAAAUAACUCACUCAUAUGGCCAUAAAAGCACAAUAUGUUUUCAAUUAAAAAAUUAAUUUUCAAUGUCUACUUGAAUUUAUUCUUCAUGCAAAGAAAAAAUUUAUUCUUAAGAUGUACUAAAGUAAAAAUAUUCAUUUUAGAAAAUGAUAAUCUUUUCACUAUAUACAACGAAAUUAAAACAAAAGUAAUAUACGAAAGAAAUCCAAAAUUCCAUAAAAACAGGUAGUAUUAUAAUAGCUUGUAUGUAUAUAAUUAAUAUAGGUAUAAGCUUAUGUCUAAAUAUAACAAAGUUCUGUUUGUGACACGACUAUUGUAUCAUUGCGACU